AUGGCAUCUUCGGUGUCGUUCGGUGAUGCGAACUCGGGUCUUCAAGUGGGCAAUAACUCCGGGUCGAUUACGGCCCAGAUCCAUCUCCCGCCGAAGCCGCAGGAAGCAACGCCAACUCCCCUGUCUACAAUUCCGUUUGCUAGAGAUCCAGAUUUUGUUGAUCGUGGGACGCUGCUCGACGAAGUACACAGUAUAAGCUCCUCUCCUGCCUCACGCCUGGCGGUGGUUGGUAUUGGAGGCGUGGGAAAGUCUCAACUUGCAAUCGAGUACUGCUACCGCUUUCUCGACGAAUCACCAGACAGAUGGGCAUUCUGGAUCCAUGCAAGUAAUGCUGGUCGUUUCCAACAGGGCUGCCAGUCAAUCGCCGACCGGGUCAAGAUCCCCGGCCGUGAUGAUCCCAAUACCAGUUCACUGAAGCUGCUGAGUGACUGGCUAUGCGACAAAAGGAGGGAAAGAUGGGUACUCGUUCUUGACAAUGUUGAUGACGAUACUUUCCUCCAUGAAAUUACACGGAGUGGGGAGCCACUUUCUGCCCAGCUUCCGAUGAGCUCAAAUGGUACUAUCAUUAUCACGACCAGAAGCAAAGAGGUGGCAUUAAGGCUGGUUGAAGAUCGAAAUAUCAUCAAUAUCGAGCCGAUGACCGAGCAAGAUGCGGUGACCCUCUUCGAGAAGAAGCUGGGACCGCAGACCGAAGAGGAAGUUGUCAUUGAGCUUACCACAGCUUUGGAUUUGAUGCCACUUGCGAUUGUGCAGGCCGCAGCGUAUAUCAAGCAAAGAGCACCACGGUGUACUGUACAGCAGUACCUCGAACAGUUCCGCAAGGACGACCGUAGAAGAACAAAACUCCUUGAUCACGAAGGAGGACGACUUCGCCGAGACUGGGAUGCCAAAAACUCGAUUUUGGUUACGUGGCACAUAUCAUUUGAUUAUCUUCAACAGACUAGAAAAUCUGCCGCUGAUCUGCUUUCUCUGAUGAGCUUUUUUGAUCGACAAGGUAUCCCCGAGUGUUGCCUUCGAAAGAGAGCCAAGACAGUAGAGGAACACGUCAAUGAUUCGAAUCAAGAGGUCGCUGACAAUGACUCCUUGGCUUCAAGUACCAUUGACGAGGAGUUCGAAGAAGACAUUCACAAAUUACAAAGCUUCUCCUUCAUUUCCACCACAUCAGACGGAACCACCUUCGAGAUACAUCGGCUUGUGCAACUUGCGACCCGGAACUGGCUCGAAACACACGGUCAAUUCAAUAAGUGGAAACAAAUAUUUAUCUCAAACCUCUCGCGGGAGUUCCCGUCACAAACUUUGGGGUAUGAGAACUUGAGCAAAUCCGAGUCGUUGUUUCCGCACGUCCGACUGAUAAUGACCCAUUACCCGGACUUGAACGAUUGUUUGGAGAGCUAG
Penicillium daleae is the source of this 1395-nucleotide messenger RNA. RefSeq lists its product as uncharacterized. The record is from RefSeq and is a predicted model, not a curated record. Lineage: Eukaryota; Fungi; Ascomycota; Eurotiomycetes; Eurotiales; Aspergillaceae. Gene Ontology annotation, molecular function: ADP binding. The transcript has 3 exons. Bases 1 to 1395 code for a protein of 464 amino acids.